This is a messenger RNA of Clonostachys rhizophaga, 1506 nucleotides long. The record is from the annotation of a GenBank genome assembly. Lineage: Eukaryota; Fungi; Ascomycota; Sordariomycetes; Hypocreales; Bionectriaceae.
AUGGAGAUGGCCAAGAUUAUUCCGAGCGCUGACCCCUCAUCUCACAAACAUCCAUACACUCCGCAUACAUGCGCUCGACAAACGCACGGCCUUUACGUGCUUUCUAUCAUGGCCUCAUUUUCGGACGCACCCAGAGAGGUCAUUGACCAGAUCCUGAAACACUUGCCGAGAUCUAGCCUCCCCAUUGUUUGCCUCGUGAGUAGAUCACUGAGACGUUGUGCUGAGCCCUUUCUCUACUCGACUGUUUCGCUUGAAUGGGGUGAAUGGGAUUUCGAAACAUUCCCCCCAAUUGCCCCUCUUCUCGCGACCCUCGUGCGCAGACCAGAACUUUUCAAACACUUGGAUGUCGUAAUAUUAGGAGGCAUGAUGCAGCAGAGAGCUCGCGUGCCCCCCAUGGACACAUCCAACGUCCCAGUCGACGAGUUUGAGGCUGCCAUUAGAAAAGCCAAGAUAUCAUUUUCCGACAUGUGGGUUGAGAAGUUAAAAUCAGUUCAUACGUGCAUCUACGCGCUUGCCGCUCUCUUGAUUGCACACCUUUCUCGAACAACUCAUCUCACGAUCACAACCCCUUGGAUAAAUGGGCAACCGUUGGUUGGCAAGGUUAUUCAAGCCAAAAUCUUCUCGGGUCAGCUCCCUCAAUUUGAGCGGCUUAAACACUUGAAAUACCUCAAGAGACGCGAUCUCACUCUUAAAAAUAACAGAGUGUUUGGAGAAACUAUUAGUCUCUUCUACCUGCCGACAGUUACACACUUGGAAGUUAUAAUGACAAAUCCUAAAUCUUUCCAGUGGCCUGUAGCCGCCGGCGAGCCCAACUUCAGCCACCUUACAUCGCUUAAGAUUGGAUGGCUAUGUGAACCUUUUUUGGCUAAGAUACUUGCUGUUGCCCGGAACUUGGAAUCUCUUGAGUGGAGUUGGGAACAUCACGGCCCACCACACUCUUCGGAUCCUAAUAUUAUGGACUUUGAUAAGAUCACUGAAACGCUCCAGCCUCUGAAAGAUACUCUCAAGUCAUUUUCGUAUACAAUGAAUCUUGGGGAAGAAGGCGAGCUAAUGGACAGUCCGGCGAUGCCUGUGCAGGGAAAUUUCCGCCAUCUUCGCAACUUUACAAGACUUACUCACCUGGAGGUCCCGCUCACACCACGUUCGGAAACCGACUCCACGCCUCUCGCUUUAGCAGACUUUGCUCCCGAAAGCGUUGAAGUUCUUACUCUCUCUGGCGCUGCCUUAAAUAUUGAAUGGUGCCGUGGCGGUUGGGCUGAUGACGACGAUUUCAAAUUUGACGAUUUUCUUCCUCUUAUACAAGCUGUGGCUGAUGAUCGCCCUGCAAGAUUGGCACGACUGCGGAGUGUUGUCAUCUUGGACGAUGAAAGUGGAUUUACCCGUCGCGGAAUCGGCGAUGUCCGUCGCCAAAUCGGCGAUAGAAUACAAAAGCUUGAUCUCGGUUUUGAAAUCCGCUUCAAACCGAAAGCCAGUAUAGCAGCUAAGGAGAACCAUAACUAUACAUAG